AGCGAAGCCGAAGCGAAGGCCAACGCGCUGCAAGAGAAGAGCCAAGAAGCGGAGCGGCUCGCGAACGAGGUCGCCGAGGCAAAGAACGAAGCCGACGCGCGUCGCCAGGAGCUGGAGCAGCUGAGGAAUGGAAUGAACGCCAAGGCCGAGGCCCUCGCCGCUACCAUCAGCGCCGCCGAAGCCAAGGCCGAUGCGGCCCAGCACGACGCCGAUGCCAAAGCGGAGGAGCUCGAGCGUGCCAAUCGCCUCAAGGCCACCCGCGAGGCCGAACUCGAGGAGAAGAAGCGCGAGCUGGAGGCCCUCCUGCAGCAGAAGAGCGACGGCGACCAGGAGGGCGUAAUCGCUACGAUUCGCGACAGCCUCAAACACAAGGAGGACGAGCUCGCGCAAGUCCGACAGCAGCUCGACGAGAAGGAGAGCACUCUGAGCGAGAGGGACCGACAACUCGUCGAGCUGCAGAAGGCCAAGGACGACGAACUCGCCCAGAUCCGCCAGCAGCUCGACGAGAAGGACGGCGCGCUGAGCGGUGCCAGCGAGCAGCAGGCGGCGGAGCUGCAAAAGGUGAGAGACGAGCUCGCCCAGGCCCGACAGCAGCUCGAUGACAAGGACCGCGAGCUCGGUGGCGCCAGCGAGCAGCAGGCGGCCGAACUGAAGAAGGGUCCUCGGCCUCCCGUGCUCGCAGCCCAGGGAUCGCCUGCCGGCUCGCCGCAGCAGUUUCGGCCUCCGCCGCCGGCCGGGCCGCGACCCGCCCCACUCCCCGGGCGUGGAGCCGCCGCCACCAGUUCGCCCGCGCUGGCCGUCCAACAGCAGCCGCGGCCGGUGCAGCAGCAACCUGCGGCGCAGGCAACUCCGGCGGCCGCCUUCCGCCCACCCCCGCCCGCAGGCCCUCGUCCCACCCAGCCCGCGCCGGUGGGUCAUCCGGCGUACGCCGCGCAACAACAACCGCAGACGGCCUACAGCGCGCCGGUCCAGCAGCACCAACAGCAACAGCAAGCCUACGCCUACGGUCAGCAGCAGCAGUACUACGACGAAUCCCAGCAAUAUCAGGAGGGUGGCUACUACGACGAGUCGCAGCAGUACCAGGAGGGCGGCUACUACGAUAAUGGCUCCUACAACAACUACCAGUACCAGUAG
Molecule: messenger RNA, 1134 nt
Organism: Acanthamoeba castellanii str. Neff
Lineage: Eukaryota; Discosea; Longamoebia; Acanthamoebidae
Exons: 3
Source: RefSeq, a predicted model, not a curated record